Messenger RNA from Schizosaccharomyces cryophilus OY26, 678 nucleotides. Its product is annotated as translation initiation factor eIF1A-like protein. The coding region runs from base 105 to 482 and encodes 125 amino acids. Gene Ontology annotation, cellular component: nucleus. Gene Ontology annotation, biological process: translational initiation. NCBI's taxonomy places the organism in Eukaryota, Fungi, Ascomycota, Schizosaccharomycetes, Schizosaccharomycetales, Schizosaccharomycetaceae. The record is from RefSeq and is a predicted model, not a curated record. The transcript has 2 exons. Gene Ontology annotation, molecular function: translation initiation factor activity; RNA binding.
GGUAAAUACAGUAUUUAUUGUCAAGGUCACUACACAGUACUGGGUACAUUCUAAAAUCAACUAAAUAAGGUCACUCUAAUAGAAGUAUAAUACGAAAAUAAAAAAUGUCAAAGAAAGCUUUAAGUCAUCUGUCGUUUGAUCCUCCUGAAUCCUUAGACAAGGAUCAAGUUGUUGCUAAAGUAUUGCAACUCAGAGGUUCAGCAUUAUUUACGGUUUGUGAAGCCAAUGGACGAGAACUACUCGUUGAGAUGCCUGCAAAAUAUCGAAACAAAGCAUGGAUUAAACGGGGUGGAUAUGUUGUAAUAGAUAAGUCUGAAUUUACAGACCAAAACAACAAAAUCGACGGUUCUAUUGCAUACGUGGUUCAAAACCCAUUGAAAAUUUGGGAGAAGCAACCUUAUUGGCCUAAAGAGUUUACCAACAAUACCCCUGCAGAUAUAGAAGAAAGUAGCAGUAGUGAAAGCGCCGAGGAGAGUGAUUGAUACGUUUAUUUUUUGGACAAAAACAUGUUUUAUUAACCUUACCAUAUAGCUAUUUUAGUUGCUUAAUAGAACUGAAAUGUAGCUUCCAGAAUGCUAAAAUCAUAACUUAUAGUACUACCAAUAGCAUUUGACUCAUAAAUGAUUCCAUCAGUAAUUUUUUGGGUCAUAAAGGAAUAAUAGAUUACUAAAUUAUCAC